Messenger RNA from Verruconis gallopava, 2023 nucleotides. RefSeq lists its product as uncharacterized. NCBI's taxonomy places the organism in Eukaryota, Fungi, Ascomycota, Dothideomycetes, Venturiales, Sympoventuriaceae. The record is from RefSeq and is a predicted model, not a curated record. The coding region runs from base 374 to 1501 and encodes 375 amino acids. The transcript has 2 exons.
AGCAAAGCCAUGACGAUUUCAGCAAGACAGUUAUACCAAUACUGGCUGAGUAAAGAUACGCCCGAAAGCCAGCCGCCGUUCAAACAGCCGCGGUGCAGUUCGGUCCACAGGUACUUGUAGACUCCCUGCAUGUACCGAGAAUGUACGUCAACCUGUAGCCUAUUAAGUUCACGCGAUCAGCAGCAAGGAAUCGUCUCGUGUUGCGGAGCAACAUGUCAGCCGAGUCGAUACGAAUCAGCACGCCUUGGUAAAAGGUUGUGAUGAUGGACGCCUGCAAUCCGUCUCAUUAUCAUCUCGUUAUAAUCGUUGUCAUCAACAGCACAUUCCCACCUCAUUCCGGAUUUUCUUGAGCUAAAGAUUUUGUUCGCAAGCCAUGUCUGCUCUUACGAAGUUUACUCUGUUUGCUCUCCUAUUGGUAGGUGGAGCCACUAUUCACGGCCUUUCCAUCUCCACAGGCUACUAUGAGUUGAUUGAACAGCACAAAGCAAAAGGCGUGCUUUCUGACGGAACGUUGUAUAACCCAAAAAUCACAGGUGCCGAGGCUGUUGAUGACUUCCUUGCUACCUUGGUGCAGUUUUUCUCGCCAUGUACAGACGGCUCGGCCCCUGGCUUAAGCCUGCAAAGUUCCUUAUUCGCAGUCCAAGGGUUCGCGUUCUUUAUGAUUUGGCUGCUCGAGGGAUACAGAAAUGGCAACAAAGGCAAACUGGUAUCUUUCAUCUCCGUGUAUGGGUUGCUCUUCCAAGCUGGCGGACUCGCUCUCAUCGCACCAGCAUAUCUUUUGCUAUACGUCAUCACAUCACCAACGGUGGCUACACCAGCUCCCUCUAACCUGGCCAUUGAUCCUGCCAUUCUCUCUGGUAUUCCGCUCGCUUUUACACUAGGCUUUCUUCCGCCAACCAUUUUUAUGAACCUUCCAAGUCCAUCCGUGAUCUCCAUUGACACAAAGGUUAGGGCCCUCGCUCUCUGGCAGCCUGUGCCCCUCUACGUGAUCUUGCUUCUAAGGCUCUGGAAACUAUUUUCUGGAUCCCCUCCUAACUCGACAAUGAGCAAGCAAGAUCAAUUGCAGAGACUUCGCAAUGUCUAUAAAUUUGGCCUCGCUUUUGCCGUGCCAGGUCACGCCGCAAUUUGGGCUCUAUCUCUCACGGCACUUGUACUGCCACAUAUUUAUAAUCCUUCUGUAGCAGCCGAAUUCCACCCACUGUCUGCUCUUGUCCCUGCAAAUCCUUUUGCGUAUGCUGCCACAACUGUUACUUCCUUGGCCCAAGGCGCGCUCAACUUUCUCCAAUGGGACUACAUCAUAUCAUCCAUUUCCUAUCUGGUCUUCAGCUUAAGUGCAAGGUUCAAUGCAAGAGUCGAACCCAGUGGCUUCUCGGUAGGCGAUAUGUUUGGUCUGCUUACCAGAAUUUGCGUCUUAGGUCCCAUGGGCACUGCUCUAUCCUAUCUGUGGGAAAGAGAUGAGAUUGUACUCGGAAGGGACGAGGGGCAGAAAAAGCAGCGCUGAUGAACUGGGCUCUGUCCAAAGAGAAUCAGGAUCGGCAUAUGUUUGACUCACGGCUGUCCACAAAGAGUCUCGACAACCUGGUAUUUCCCAUUGAAGAGUCCCGUAUUGGCAAGUCUGUCAAAAGGUCAUAUAUUACUUAAGGUCUGUGGAUCUGAGCACUUCAAUAGCAAGGCUGGAUUGCACUAAAGAAUUUCAAUUCUGUAUUCUAAGUCAGUUACAAUUCACAAUCCUUCCUUUGGAACUUGACGUAUUGUUUCCCUGAAGCUAGUCACUAAGUCAUGAUCGAUCAGCUUGCCUGCAUGUCCACCAAAAUUCUUGGUUGGUUCUGCGUGUACAAGUCGAGGUCUCUGUUUAUUCUGCAAAAUUUACACUUUUGGAGUUCUACCUUGAACUGACUACGAACGCGAUACUAUGCGUCUCCUUAGCAAAUUCUCAAACUUGUUCUAAAGCGCCCAGGUCAAGAUACUAGUAAAUAUACAGAAAAAAACAACAGCCUAGACUUUAGAUUCAGUUCAACUAAAC